This is a messenger RNA of Chelonus insularis, 2473 nucleotides long. It is a transcript of the gene twisted, whose product is annotated as Protein O-mannosyl-transferase 2. Gene Ontology annotation, biological process: protein O-linked glycosylation via mannose. Bases 162 to 2324 code for a protein of 720 amino acids. Gene Ontology annotation, cellular component: endoplasmic reticulum; membrane. Gene Ontology annotation, molecular function: dolichyl-phosphate-mannose-protein mannosyltransferase activity. The record is from RefSeq and is a predicted model, not a curated record. Lineage: Eukaryota; Metazoa; Arthropoda; Insecta; Hymenoptera; Braconidae. The transcript has 6 exons.
CGUAUUGGUUCAACCAGUCCUAAUAUACCGUUAGUAGUAGUGUGUACGUUAAAAUGGAAAAUCUUUUCGUGAAUAAAAAAAAUCGUCUUUAGAGUUUUCUAAAUUCUAUUAUAAAUGAUUCGUUUUGCCUAUUUGUAAAAUUAACUAGUCAAUACAACAUAAUGACUACCACUACUGCAUCAAAUACUAGCUCCAAAAAAUUACAAACAACUGAAAAUACUCUGAAACAAUCGAAAAAUGAUUCUAAACUGUCUGAAAAUGUGAAUUGGUGGAGUAUUUUUGGAGUUAUUGUCAUUUUAACUUUUGCUACAAGAUUCUAUAAUGUCACUGAACCUCAACAUGUGUGCUGGGAUGAAACGCAUUUUGGAAAAAUGGGUAGUUGGUACAUCAAUAGAACUUUUUUUUUUGACGUUCAUCCACCAUUGGGAAAGAUGCUUAUUGCUCUUUCAGGAUACUUAACAGGAUAUAAUGGAACUUUUCCAUUUGAAAAGCCCGGAGAUAAAUUUGGAGAUACCAAAUAUGCUGGAAUGAGAAUAUUCUGUACAUUCUUAGGAGCUACAAUAGUUCCUCUAGCAUUUCUCACGGUAUGGGAUCUAACAAAGUCAACUCGAGCAUCCGCUUUAGCUGCUAUGUUCAUAUUAUUUGAUGUUGGUUUGUUAACAUUGAAUCGCUACAUUCUCUUGGAUCCAAUUCUUCUUUGUUUUAUGAUGUGUGCAACCUGGGGAAUGGCACGAGUAGAAGCUUUGAAGAAUGAACCGUUCACAUACCAAUGGUGGGGUUGGUUGGCAUUUACAGGUGCUUCUCUAGCCUGUACCAUAGGAGUAAAAUUUGUAGGUCUCUUUGUUGUCCUACUUGUUGGUUUAUUUACAAUUUAUGAAUUAUGGAGAGAACUAGGAGAUUUAUCCAAACCUGUCUUCAAUGUUAUUAAACACCUACUUGCAAGGGUUCUGUGCCUUAUAAUAUUACCAAUUAUUUUAUACAUGAUAUUUUUCUUUAUUCAUCUCAAAGUUCUAAACAAAAGUGGCAGUGGUGACGGAUUUUAUAGUUCCGAAUUUCAAUCUCUCCUUCAAGGAAAUUCUCUCUACAAUGCUUCGAUGCCUAGACAACUUGCCUAUGGAGCAACAAUUACGCUAAAAAAUCAUCGGACUGGUGGUGGAUAUUUGCAUUCACAUUGGCAUUUAUAUCCUGAAGGCAUUGGAGCACGUCAACAACAAGUUACAACUUAUUCCCAUAAGGAUGAUAAUAAUUUAUGGCUAGUAAAAAAAUUUGAUACUGAAGUUAUUCCUCCAGAGCCUGAAUUAGUUAAACAUGGAGACUUAAUUCGACUGGAGCAUGUAAUUACUGGUCGUAAUUUACAUUCGCACAAAGAAAUAGCUCCAGUAUCCAAAAAACACUAUCAAGUAACAGGAUAUGGAGAAAAUGGAACUGGUGAUGCUAAUGAUGUUUGGAAAGUUUUAAUUACAAAUGGUAAAGAAGGAGAUGUAGUAGAAACAGUUACAAGUAAAUUGAAAUUGGUGCAUUAUUUACAUCACUGUGUGUUAACGUGUAGUGGAAAAACUCUACCCAAGUGGGCAUAUAGUCAGCAAGAAGUAUCUUGUAACCCUAAUAUAAGGGAUAAAAAUGCUUUGUGGAAUAUUGAAGAUAAUAGAUAUUCCAAGUUACCUAAUGUUAGUUUUCAAGUAUAUGCACCUGGAUUUUUAGCAAGAUUUUUUGAAUCGCAUGCUGUCAUGUUACAAGGAAAUUCAGAAUUAAAAGUUAGAGAAGGAGAAAUUACUUCUAGACCAUGGCAAUGGCCAAUUAAUUACAGAGGGCAAUUCUUUUCAGCAAACAAUCACAGAGUUUAUUUACUUGGUAAUCCAAUUAUAUGGUGGGGAAACAUAGCUUUUCUUUUUAUAUUUGCUCUACUAUAUUUAUACACUUCAGUAAGAGAACAAAGAGGUUGUGAAGAUGAUCCUAAAAUUUCUGAAAAGAAAGAAAAGCUAAAAAACUCUGGAGGAUGGCUAUUUAUAGGAUGGCUCCUGCAUUAUGUCCCGUUUUGGGCUAUGGGUCGAGUGUUGUAUUUCCAUCACUAUUUUCCUGCGUUAUUAUAUAAUUCAAUGCUUACUGGUAUCACUCUCAACUUCAUCGUCGAUGUGAUAUUCUUCUUAUGUCCGAAACAAUUGGCCUACACUCUUUAUCAUGUGAUACUUGGAACUGUCAUGUCUGUCACAAUUUACAGCUUCUAUUUAUUUUCUCCAUUGGCCUAUGGAAUGGAUGGUCCAACUUCUGAAAAUCCUGAGAGUUCGAUGCAUUCUCUUCGCUGGCUUGAAUCAUGGGAAUUUUGAUGGAAUGUUUAAAUACUCUAAAUAAAUUGGCGAUGAGACUUUUGACUUUUAGAUAAUCGUACAAAUAUAUAUAUAUAUAUAUAUAUGUUGAUAAGAUAUUUAAAUUUUAUAAUUUUUUAAAUAAAAUCUAGAGAAUUUAGAUAAUGACA